UCAAAGGGCUGGAGAGAGGGGGGUGGUAAACAAGAUGGCGGCAACCUGAUAGCAGCUGCAUCAAUAAUAGCAAACCUCAUAUUUAUGCAGACAGAGACAAAUAAAACACUACAUAACAUCUGUCGAUAGAGUCUGGAUGUUAAGGUUCUCUGGAGCAGAUCCUGAGUUGCCAACUGGGAAAGACUAGUGGACUCCAUAGAAGAGCUGACAAUAAAUCUAGGACCCAGAGCAUAACGAUACUAAGGACUGAAAUAACUCAGUUAGGUGUGAUUGAGUAUUUAUUGCAUCUGUACUUAGAUCAAGGCAAACCAAUGGGGACCAUGGAUCGCUACAAGGUUCUAUGGCCGUCAUGCUUCGCUUGGCUUUGAAACAGGACUGGUUACCUCUCCCUCUGCAUGUUGCCAUCUCAUAUCAGAUCACGGAUGGAGGUGACAUGGAGCUAAGCAGCGGAAUGUAAACUCAGCCAGACGUCCCACUCUCUGCUCAGUAGCACCUGUCCCACAGCCUGAACUCUCCACAAAUCUUUUCACCCUGGACCUUGGCAUCGCUGGGUCUUAGUUAACUACCCCACACCACUCUGGAAACCUUUACAGCUAGCCUACAUCUUGUUCCCACGAACUGAAACUAACCUCUGUGUUUACAGACCUACUCUAUUACAACGUUAACUGUUUCUCUCAAUGCCAAUGCCUGGCUAUACCUCCAAUGUCACUUAGUGUUUUCUAAUUGAACUGUGUCCCUGAGCCACCAGGAUACACAGCCCAAGCUCAAGGCUUACAGUGUCCACUAUUUUGGACUGUCUGGAGCACGCUACAGUAACUAAGUUGAUUUAACCAUGAGUGUCGGGGAGCUGCAGCACCUGGACUAUCUGACUGAGAAUGAGCUGAUGGGCAUGGACACGUUCAUCCACCGCAUCGACUCCACAGAGGUGAUAUACCAGCCACGCAGGAAGAGGGCCAAGCUGAUCGGGAAGUACCUGAUGGGAGACCUGUUGGGGGAGGGCUCCUACGGUAAGGUGAAGGAGAUGCUGGACUCUGACACGCUGUGUCGCAGGGCCGUCAAGAUCCUCAAGAAGAAGAAGCUCAGAAGGAUCCCCAAUGGAGAGGCCAAUGUGAAGAAGGAGAUCCAGCUGCUCCGGAGACUUCAGAACAAAAAUGUCAUCCAUUUGGUGGACGUGUUGUACAAUGAAGAGAAGCAGAAAAUGUAUAUGGUGAUGGAGUAUUGCGUAUGUGGGAUGCAAGAAAUGCUGGACAGCGUCCCAGAGAAAAGAUUUCCAGUAUUUCAAGCUCACGGGUACUUUUUACAGCUGUUAGAUGGUCUUGAAUAUUUGCACAGCCAGGGAAUCGUUCACAAAGACAUUAAACCAGGGAAUCUGCUGCUGAACACCGACGGCACGCUCAAGAUCUCAGACCUGGGCGUGGCAGAGGCUCUGCACCCGUUUGCGAAGGAUGACACGUGUCGUACAAGUCAGGGCUCGCCAGCGUUUCAGCCCCCCGAGAUCGCCAACGGCCUGGACACGUUUUCAGGGUUCAAAGUGGACAUCUGGUCUGCAGGCGUCACACUAUACAACAUUACAACGAGUCUAUAUCCGUUCGAAGGGGACAACAUCUAUAAGCUAUUUGAGAACAUUGGGAAGGGAGACUACAGUGUUCCUGAGGAGUGUGGCCCCUCCCUGUCAGACCUAUUGCAAGGAAUGCUUGAAUAUGAUCCCGUCAAGAGGUUUUCCAUACAGCACAUCAGGCAACACAACUGGGUACGUAAAAAACACCCGCCGACGGAACCACCGGUGCCGAUCCCUGCCAGCGCGGAGAGCCGGGACGUGUGGCGCAGCAUGACGGUGGUGCCCUACCUGGAAGACCUGCACGGCUACACCGAGGAAGAGGACCAGGAGUUCUAUGACCAGGAGGAUGACAUCAUCUACACUCAGGACUUCACCGUGCCAGGGCAGGUACCAGAGGAGGACUUGGAUGAGGCUGAGGUGGAUCUGAGCCGGGCCCAGGCCAAGCCUGUGUGUGUAAACAGAACGGAGAGCAAGGACAAGCCAGAGCGCAGGUCCUCCUCCUCAUCCAAUCCCUCCCGCAAAGGAGUCUCCACAGCCAGCAAGAUACGSAAGUUCUCCACCUGCAAACAGCAAUGACCACACCUCAACAACCCAUCUGGUUUAUCUUUUCCCAUCCUUGGCAAGGGUGAGAGAACUGCUGAUGUUGUUCCUCCUGAACCAUUUGGCGAAGAACUCUUCAAGGAUGUCAUGCGGAGAGAUGGACAGAGAGCAGCAGAGAAACAGACUGUACCCUCGGGUCUUUGUGUGAAGUGGCUCUUUGUGUUUCCGUUCCCCCUCUGUUCUUUUGCUCCCUCCGUCCUCCCCUCUCAGGCUGUCCCAGAGGAGGCAUGGCUGGCCGAGCAAGUCCCACCUUCGUGAACUCUGACCCCGUUGGUUUUAUUUCUCAGACAACCUUUUAUUUGACAGAACCUAAAGAUACACAUUGUAAAAGGAAUUAGGUUGAUAAAGAAUAGCUAUUCAUUUUAACUAUGAGGAUAGUGAUACUGAUAUAAAAACUGCAUGCUGGCUUGAACUUUGAGAAAGGGAAAUUGCUCAGUUAAGGACAGACAAACGGACUGAAACCGUGACUUCCACCACUGGUGUGUGGGGAGGGGCUUUAUUGUGUUCAUUAGGUUUUGUUUAUUUUUUCCAAUAAAUCUUUUUUAAUUAUUAUUUAUAUAAAACACGUCCCAUCCAAACCC
Messenger RNA from Salvelinus sp. IW2-2015, 2739 nucleotides. RefSeq names its product serine/threonine-protein kinase STK11. Gene Ontology annotation, biological process: regulation of Wnt signaling pathway; establishment of cell polarity; activation of protein kinase activity. Gene Ontology annotation, cellular component: cytoplasm; nucleus. Gene Ontology annotation, molecular function: ATP binding; protein serine/threonine kinase activity; protein kinase activator activity. The record is from RefSeq and is a predicted model, not a curated record. NCBI's taxonomy places the organism in Eukaryota, Metazoa, Chordata, Actinopteri, Salmoniformes, Salmonidae.